AUGAAGAUGACCAUCAUCGUGAAUGUUUUGUUUUGUUUCCUUUGUGCCAUCGCCUUGGUGUCCGCGCAACCAAGUCCUGAUCUAGCUACCAUGAACGCUCUAAGAGACUCCCUCAAGUUUCCGAAAGACUCCUCCUGGACAGGACCGGAUCCUUGUAAGUGGAGCGGUGUACAGUGCGACAGAAGCAACCGAAUCACUCGGAUACAGAUCGGUAAUAAAGGAAUAUCUGGAACGUUAACUUCUGAUCUCAACACCCUCUCGUCUUUAACUGUUUUCGAAGUCAUGGGAAACAAGUUAACCGGAGGGAUACCUAGUCUCGCUGGUUUAAACGCGUUGCAAACGAUCAACGCUCAUGACAAUAGCUUCACUUCGAUCUCUGCUGAUAUCUUCACCGGUUUGACGUCUCUUCAACAUGUGUACCUUGACGGUAACCCGUUUAGUCCUUGGGAGAUUCCUAUGAGUUUAAAGAGUGCAACUUCUCUAGUAGACUUCUCUGCCGCUAACUGUUUUCUUUCCGGGAAGAUUCCGGAUUUUCUCGGCGGACAAACGUUCCCUAGCUUGCAGAAGCUGCGCCUGUCUUCCAACUCGCUCUCCGGUGAACUUCCGUUGAGCUUUGCUAACUCACCUGUUCAAACUCUGUUGCUCAACGGGCAAACCCCGCAAAAGCUCAACGGGUCAAUCUCAGUUCUACAGAACAUGACUUCUUUAACCGAGGUGUCCCUGCAAGGAAACGCCUUCUCAGGUCCAUUACCGGACAUGUCUGGUCUUGUCUCUCUGACAAAGUUCAACGUCAGGGAGAAUCAGCUCACCGGUUUGGUUCCAUCUUCUUUCACCGAGUUGCAAUCUCUUGCUGUGGUGAAUAUGACUAAUAAUCUUUUUCAAGGAUCAACACCAACCUUCAAGGCUAAAAACAUUGCGGUUGAUAUAACUCCAAGGCUCAACAGUUUCUGUUUAGAUUCUCCCGGUGUGCCUUGUGAUCCACGCGUCAACAGCUUGCUUGCUAUCGUUGAAGCGUUUGGUUACCCUGUGAGAUUUGCGCAGAGCUGGAAAGGAAACGAUCCUUGUAGCAGUAAAAACGUGUGGGUGGGCAUAACUUGCACCGGAGCUGACAUCACGGUUAUCAACUUCAAAGGGAUGGGUCUCAAGGGAACUAUCUCUCCACGCUUUGCGGAUCUUACUUCUCUUAGGGUUAUCAAUCUCUCUCAGAACAAUCUCACCGGUGUUAUUCCACAGGAACUCACUAAGUUGAGUAGCUUGGCAACUCUAGAUGUUUCCAACAAUCAGUUGUAUGGCAAGGUACCUGUGUUUGGUCCUAAUGUCUUGAUCACUACUGGGAACCCUGACCUAGGAAAAGAUGAUCCUGGACAUGCUUCUGGUUCUUCCGGAAGUAAUGCUGGGACAGUUGUGGGUUCUGUUUUUGGAGUUGUGAUGGGUUUGCUUCUUAUGGGUUUGAUUAUUUUCUUAGUGGUCAAGAAAAGGAAGCAAAAUCGGAAGAAGUAUCCACAACAACAUUCUGGUGAAGAAGAUGCACUCAAGAUCACAAUAGAUAAUCUUUGUGCUGGUGGAAGUGAAAGUGGUAGCAACGGUCUUUUAGUGGAACCUGAGAACCCUGUGAUGCCAAUACAGGUACUGAGGGAUGCUACCGAUAAUUUCAACGAGAAGAAUAUACUUGGGAGAGGUGGAUUUGGAAUAGUUUACAAGGGUGAAUUGCCAUCUGGGAAGACCGUUGCGGUGAAGAGAAUGGAAUCUUCGGUUAUGAGUGGAAAGGGUUUGGAUGAGUUUAAGUCAGAGAUUGCUGUUCUAACCAAAGUUCGUCAUCGGAAUCUAGUGAAAGUUGAAGGUUAUUGCUUAGAGUCCAACGAGAGACUUCUGGUUUAUGAAUACAUGCCGCUAGGAACUUUGAGUAGUCAUCUUUUUAACUGGCAGGAAGAAGGGUUACAACCUCUAGAGUGGUCUAGACGUUUGAUUAUUGCAUCGGAUGUGGCUAAAGGAGUAGAGUAUUUGCAUAGUCAAGCGCAUCAAAGUUUCAUACAUAGAGAUCUCAAGCCAUCCAACAUUCUUCUUGGGGAUGAUAUGCGUGCCAGAGUUGCUGACUUUGGUUUAGUCCGGCUUGCGCCAGAAGGCACACAAUCGAUUGAGACUAAAAUUGCUGGGACUUUUGGUUAUCUUGCCCCAGAGUAUGCAGUGACCGGAAGAGUUACAACAAAGGUCGAUGUUUACAGUUUUGGAGUCAUUCUCAUGGAGCUACUAACCGGUAGAAAAGCUCUUGACGUGAAAAGAUCUGAGGAAGAUGUGCACCUUGUCACAUGGUUUAGGAGAAUGUUCAUCAACAAAGACUCAUUCCCAAAGGCCAUUGACGCAUCAAUUGACAUCAACGAAGAGACACUCCCAAGCAUCAAUAAAGUAGCUGAGCUUGCCUGUCAUUGCUCUGCCAGGGAACCACAUCAGAGACCAGACAUGAGUCAUGUGGUUAGAGUGUUGGCCUCACUCCUUGACCAGUGGAAACCAGAUGAAGAUAUCUCUGGAAACGACUAUGAUGCACCUCCUCCUCCUCUUUCGGAGAUGAUACAGGGAACUAGCAAUGAUUCAUCUUUCUUUGGAGAUAAUUCUUUGACGAGUAUACCUUCGCGACCUCGCCAGAUUGACAACAUAUUCAACACAGGACAAGGUAGGUAAGUGUGUUAGAGAAUUCGAUGAAGGAAAAAUUAAUGUUUUGUUGCUGGAUGAGAUCUUGUUUUAGGGUUGCGGAUUAUGAAUAUCUCUCUUUGGUACCUUGAUUCUCAAGUUAGGUUUCCUUUUUGCGGGAAUGAAGCCCGUGUGCUUAAAUGAACGUGUCAUGGUCUACUACAAUUAUAUCUUGCACAUCCUAUACAUUUAGAUCAUUUUAGAGUGAGCA
Molecule: messenger RNA, 2896 nt
Organism: Brassica oleracea var. oleracea
Lineage: Eukaryota; Viridiplantae; Streptophyta; Magnoliopsida; Brassicales; Brassicaceae
Product: receptor-like kinase TMK2
Exons: 2
Coding region: 1-2676 (891 amino acids)
Biological process (GO): protein phosphorylation
Molecular function (GO): protein kinase activity; ATP binding; protein binding
Source: RefSeq, a predicted model, not a curated record